CCACCUUGCUCUCGAGCCUCAGUCCUUGGCUUUCGAGCCUCGGCUUUGUCUGGGGACAGCUCUAGCCUUUUGGGGGGGUUUUGAUCUUCUAACCCUGCUUGCCUUUUCCCAAGACACAGCAUUUCAGGGAAGCUGCCCAACUCUGACCCUCGGGGACCUAAUGCAUUUGGUCUUAGCUGUAUCCCCAUUGUUGGCGGGAGUGAUGGUGUUUGGUGUAAAUGGAGCAUAUUGUAACCAAGGAAAAGGCCGAAGAGCUGUGGUCCCAGGACAUUAUUUGUGAGCUUUGGAAGCCGGAAAAGGGCUCCAAAGGGUGCAGGUUGGGAGGCAGGAGGCGGCGGAUGAGCCCAGCGUACCUCCUUUCCUGAGUGUGUGUCUUGGAGGAGCCAAAGCGAGUGAUGCAUGGCUGGCUUCUCCUUCAGAUCAAUGAGCUCAGCCAGGUGCCCCCUCCAGUGAUGCUGUUGCCAGAUGACUUUAAGGCUAGUUCCAAGAUCAAGGUCAACAAUCACCUCUUCCACAGAGAAAAUCUUCCCAGUCAUUUCAAGUUCAAGGAAUAUUGUCCCCAGGUCUUCAGGAACCUCCGUGAUCGAUUCGGCAUUGACGAUCAGGAUUACUUGGUAUCCCUUACUCGAAGCCCCCCAAGCGAAACUGAAGGCAGCGAUGGUCGGUUUCUCAUCUCCUAUGAUCGAACUCUUGUUAUCAAAGAGGUGUCCAGUGAGGACAUUGCCGACAUGCAUAGCAACCUCUCCAACUAUCACCAGUAUAUAGUCAAGUGUCAUGGCAACACGCUUCUGCCCCAGUUCCUGGGCAUGUACCGAGUCAGCGUAGAAAACGAAGACAGUUACAUGCUUGUCAUGCGAAAUAUGUUUAGUCAUCGUCUUCCUGUGCAUAGGAAGUAUGACCUCAAGGGCUCUCUCGUGUCCCGGGAAGCCAGUGAUAAGGAAAAGGUUAAAGAGCUGCCGACACUUAAGGAUAUGGACUUCCUCAACAAGAACCAGAAAGUGUAUAUUGGUGAGGAAGAGAAGAAAGUAUUUCUGGAGAAGCUGAAGCGAGAUGUGGAGUUCCUAGUGCAGCUGAAGAUCAUGGACUACAGCCUUCUGCUGGGCAUCCACGACAUCAUCCGGGGCUCUGAGCCGGAGGAAGAGGGGCCCGUACGGGAGGACGAGUCAGAGUGGGAUGGGGACUGUAACCUGGCCGGACCUCCUGCUCUGGUGGGCUCCUAUGGCACCUCCCCUGAGGGCAUUGGAGGCUACAUUCAUUCCCACCGGCCCCUGGGCCCAGGAGAGUUUGAGUCCUUCAUCGAUGUCUAUGCCAUCCGGAGUGCUGAGGGGGCCCCCCAGAAGGAGGUGUAUUUUAUGGGCCUCAUUGACAUUCUGACACAGUACGAUGCCAAGAAGAAAGCGGCUCAUGCAGCCAAAACCGUCAAGCAUGGGGCGGGAGCAGAGAUCUCAACUGUCCAUCCUGAGCAGUAUGCUAAGAGAUUCCUGGAUUUCAUUGCCAACAUCUUUGCCUAAGAGGCUGCCUGACUCCCUGGUGAUUGCCGCUUUAUGUUGAAGGUGGUGGUUCUGAAAGUCUUAGGGGAACUGGAUGUGGCCACUACUUCUCUUCCUUGCUAAAUUCAGGCUGCAGGCUCCUUCCAUCCAGAUCAUUCCAUCUUGGUGGUUAGGCUUUUCCUGCCCAAGAAACACACUAUCCUUUCUCCCCACAUCCGUUUUUCUGCCCGUUCUCCCCGCUCCCAGUAAGCCCUCUUGUUUCAUUAGAGUGCUGUUGUUGACUCCCAAGUGCCUUGAUCUUUGAAAAAUACCUUGUUUCUAUGAAAUAAGAGGAGCUGGGGGUAGGGGUUGCUUGCCAUCUUCGGGACCUGACGUGGUUCAAGCAGCUACCUUGGAUGCACUUUGCUGUAUGGAAGAAACAGUGUCUGGAUUUCACUGAUACCUUUGUAGGGCUCUUUGUGGCAGUCUUUUCUUCCUGAAGGCCCUGGAAUGGAGGGCCUCUCAGGAGACUCUAGUGUGGGUGCAGGCAUUCAUGCAUGGACAGUCAGCGGGCUGGCACCUCACAGAGGCAGGACCCAAGCGGACUUUUGUGACUAUGCAGAGAAUGGAGAAGGUCCCUGUCAAACAUUGACUGUUGUCCAUUCUCUUCCUCCACCCACCCCACCCCACCCCACCCCACCCCACCCUGAUACGUAGCCAUGAGUACUUCUGGAUCAGGAACCCCAACACAGCUAGAACUGUCCAAGCCUAGGGGCAGGUGUGAGGCCUCUGCUGCUGCACCUCUCCGGAACCCUUUAGCUGGGGAAGGGAGGGGAGCAAUGGAGCCUGGAAGGACAGGUCGGAGUGCAAGGUUCAUUCCCUGUGUGAAAUUUCCUGUCUUCCUAUCCAGUAAAGCCCAAGGUCCCUUUCUAGCCAAGGGAAGAGCUCCAUGUGUCUCAGUUUCCAUAACUUCAAGAGGAUAGAGGCCUUGAGUGUGGGAACGUCCCCCCAGAACACAGCCUCCCCCUCUUCUCAAACACUUUUUCUAGUUGGAUUUGUUAUUCUGUUCCCUUCUGUCCCAUCUUUCACUGCUAAUGUGUCUCCCAGGGGACAGAUGGCCUUCUCUGUCAUCUUCACUUCCCACCCCCAGAGAGGAGUCAGAGCCAUAACUCACUCACCCAGUCCCUUCCAAAGAUAGCCGAGUUCAUGCGUGAUACCCUUAGAAUGUAGAGGAACUUGCACAGCAGCUAAUGCCUGUAAAACCCAGUACUCAAGGAGUCUGCAGCAGAGUCAGUGACAGUUCAAGGCCAGCUUGAACAGCCUGGGCUGCAGAGUAAGACAUGGUCUCAGGAAAACUCAAAGAAGGUAUGGGUUUGAGCACUGGAGAUGAUAGCUCAGUUGAUAGAGUGCUUGCCUAGCAUGUACAAAGCUCUGGGUUCCAUCCCAUCGCCAUCCAAACCAGGUGUGGUGGUCACACCUAUAAUCCCAGCACUUGGGAAAGGAAGGCAAAGGGGGAUCAGGUAUUCAAGGUCACCCUCAGUUCCAUAGCAAGUUUGAGGCCAGCCAAGGACACUUGAGCCUAUCUGGGAAAACAAGAUUCUACUGUGAGAUAGACAGUCUUGUCUCUGCCCAGAGCCUUUGGAACCAAGACGGGCAUUGUUGGUGUUCUGUUCCCCUUUAGACCUCCAUGCCCUGGGGGUGGGGGGUGGGCAGUGAGGGCACAAAGCUGCUUUGCUGUGUGACUUGCCUGACCAGUCACUCUCAUAAAAAGCCACGAGGUCCUGGGGAGAAGCCCCCCUCUCACAUUUACACCAAAGGAAGUGGCAAAAGGCAGGCCCAGCUGAGGUGGGAGGGGCCUGCCCGCUGGGCCUCUUCUGUCCCACAGUCCCCCUUUCCCCUGUUGAUGCAAUAAAGUCCCAUGGCACCAGCAGCAGUUCCUUAGAACUGGAUUCUCCAACCCCGAGGUUGUGUAUUAUGGGCAGUACGGUCAUCUUCAUUUAUUGCUUCUGUUUUCCUUCAUUUUUGUUUUAUUAAUAAAAUCUGUACUUACUCCCAAUAUCACAAUAAAAUAAAUUAUUCGGUCCAAA
Molecule: messenger RNA, 3556 nt
Organism: Mesocricetus auratus (golden hamster)
Lineage: Eukaryota; Metazoa; Chordata; Mammalia; Rodentia; Cricetidae
Gene: Pip4k2c
Product: phosphatidylinositol-5-phosphate 4-kinase type 2 gamma
Exons: 10
Coding region: 396-1511 (371 amino acids)
Biological process (GO): phosphatidylinositol metabolic process
Molecular function (GO): phosphatidylinositol kinase activity
Source: RefSeq, a predicted model, not a curated record